Ramularia collo-cygni is the source of this 870-nucleotide messenger RNA. RefSeq lists its product as uncharacterized. The record is from RefSeq and is a predicted model, not a curated record. NCBI's taxonomy places the organism in Eukaryota, Fungi, Ascomycota, Dothideomycetes, Mycosphaerellales, Mycosphaerellaceae. Bases 1 to 870 code for a protein of 289 amino acids. The transcript has 3 exons.
AUGUUCUUCUCCGCUCAACUUUUCGCCAGUCUCGGGAACUUGGUAUUCGCUUCAGCCAUUCCUGGCCAUAACUCUGCUCGACAAGCCACCAACGGUCCAGAUCGAGGAACUAUUAUCUGGGUCUGCACUUCCAAUACGGAUCCCGCUCAUUAUAUCCCUGAGGUCUGCAAGAACAUGUGCUAUGGUGCCUACUGCCGUGGCCAUGGCACCAUUUUGACCUGGGAUGAUUAUGCUGGAAGAGCCGAAGCCGAUCGUGAGAAAGCUGCAGGGUGUGGCAAGAACAACCACUGUGCGAUGAUUCCCCCAGGUACAGGGAGCUAUCAGUGCGACGCGUAUCCAUUCGGAAGUACAAGCAAUGCCGAUCGUACCGACAUAUUGGCAGUGAAUCGGUGCGUUCCCAGUGACCAACAAACCCGACAAGAUGCCAGGCUCUAUCAGCUGUUCUAUAGCCAGGGACCUUGGAUGAACAACCAAGGCUUGAACGGAACACCCCCCGCUACUUUCCAUCAGUCAUUCGCCAACUYUGGCGAAUUGUCCUACUGCAGUGGUGACAGCGAGGGCGACAAUUGUCGUAACGACGGUCUGCAGUACGACAACCAGGGCAAAAUCGCCGACUCCACCUCCAAUUGGUGCAAUUGGGUCCCUCGUACGCACAUUCGAUAUCGCCUUCGUGGCGGAGAUAUCAUCGAAGUCCCGGAUGAGUUUGAGAUUGGUCACCGCGUCUGGCUUCCUCGCGAGCACAACUUGACGCUAUUUGUGGAGCAGUCCAAGGCUCACGAAUACGAUUAUGCUCGUGGUUUGGAGCAGUUUGAGCACAUGGUCGACAAUUUAUACAUGGAGGAGGACUUUGUGGAUGAACUCUUGUCUUAG